CGGAGAGAGCGGCGCAGGGAAAACAGAGAGUACGAAGCUAUUGUUGCAGCACAUAAUGAACCUAUGCAAAGGCAACUCACAGCUUGAGCAGCAGAUCCUUCAGGUAAAUCCAUUGCUUGAAGCUUUCGGUAAUGCCCAGACUGUGAUGAAUGACAACAGCAGCCGCUUUGGGAAAUACAUACAGCUGCGUUUCCAGAAGAAUACUGUGCGAGGUGCAAAGCUGAGUGAGUACCUGUUAGAGAAGUCACGGGUAGUGCAACAAGAUACCGGGGAGAGGAAUUUCCAUAUCUUCUACUACAUGUUUGCUGGGCUGUCUUCAGAGCAAAAGGAGAUGUAUGGGCUACUGGAUCCCUCACUCUACAGGUAUCUUGGGUCAUCAUGGAAGCUGGGAGCUUCCAGUCUGGAACCUCAGCGCUGGAAGCACAAAUACCAAGAGGUGUGCAAUGCCCUUGACAUGGUGGGCUUCCAAGAACAGGAGCAAGUGGACAUGCAGGCUAUCUUGGCUGGUGUGUUGUCUCUGGGCAAUGUGACCUUUGAGCCUGAGGAGAUCAAUGGGUCUGUAAAAGUGAGCGAAGCCUCCCGGGGAUGGCUGAAGGCUGCAGCG
Messenger RNA from Mesitornis unicolor (brown roatelo), 604 nucleotides. RefSeq names its product unconventional myosin-VIIa-like. The transcript has 6 exons. Lineage: Eukaryota; Metazoa; Chordata; Aves; Mesitornithiformes; Mesitornithidae. Gene Ontology annotation, molecular function: ATP binding; cytoskeletal motor activity. Gene Ontology annotation, cellular component: myosin complex. The annotation marks the transcript as partial. The record is from RefSeq and is a predicted model, not a curated record.